Molecule: messenger RNA, 1896 nt
Organism: Sarcophilus harrisii (Tasmanian devil)
Lineage: Eukaryota; Metazoa; Chordata; Mammalia; Dasyuromorphia; Dasyuridae
Gene: SUMO1
Product: small ubiquitin like modifier 1
Exons: 5
Coding region: 127-432 (101 amino acids)
Biological process (GO): protein sumoylation
Cellular component (GO): nucleus; PML body
Molecular function (GO): protein tag activity; ubiquitin-like protein ligase binding
Source: RefSeq, a predicted model, not a curated record
AGUCCCUGCGGCCGCGGUGUUGUGCUGUGGGGAAGAGAGAGACAGCUUGCGGAGCCCGGGAGAGUGAUUCUCGCCUUUCCGAGGCCGGUAUCGCGCCGAGACCCCCGGGGAGAAGUACUCGUCGCCAUGUCUGACCAGGAAGCAAAGCCUUCUGCUGAGGACUUGGGAGAAAAGAAAGAAGGAGAAUACAUUAAACUCAAAGUCAUUGGACAGGACAGCAGUGAAAUUCACUUCAAGGUGAAAAUGACAACACAUCUCAAGAAACUCAAAGAAUCAUACUGUCAAAGACAGGGUGUUCCAAUGAACUCACUCAGGUUUCUCUUUGAAGGUCAGAGAAUUGCUGAUAAUCAUACUCCAAAAGAGCUGGGCAUGGAGGAAGAAGAUGUGAUUGAAGUUUAUCAGGAACAGACAGGGGGUCAUUCAGCAGUUUAGAUCAUCUGUGUUUUUUGUUGGUUUUUUUUUUUUUUUUUUUUCCUUUUCCCCUUAAUCCUUUUUUAUUUUUAAACAAUAGUUCUUUUGUAAUGUGGUGUUUGACACUGAAUUGAAACUGGCACCCUAUCUCUGGGAGUCUUACUUUCAAAGUCUGGUAUUUUGAAUUCUAGUGGUCAUUAUACACUAUCAUUUGUUUUCAUUGUGCUGAACUCUUGUGAUCAAGCCGCAGCCCCCUUCCUACUUCCCUACCAUCUUUUUUGAAAUACGUGUAUGUAUAUACAUGCCACAUUCACUAGGACUGUGCAUUGCAGGCUUGAAGGUGAUAAGAUCUGCCAGAGCGAGUGUUCUAAAUGACUUUCAUAUUGACCCUGAAGUUCUGGUGUGUCAUUGCUUCACUCCUGGACUAUAACUUUCAGUGGGCGAUGGAAGUUUUUCAGAGGACUGAACUGUGGAAAAAUGAUGUUUCCUUAAUUUGAAGCUACUUUUUAACAAAUCUGAUGGCCUGGACCAGAAGAGGAAUAUCAGGUUGGAAAUGGAGAUGAUAGAUCAGGUUACAGUCAUGACUAACUCCAGAGGUGCUUCACUGAAGAGACAAACCAUUUUACGAUUUUAAAUCUUGUCAGAAGAACCCAGAAAAGUUACUAAUUUUCCAUUAGCAAUUAAUAAAGGUAUUGAUGCAGAAAUGUAUGUAGCAGACCACUGCUAUCUUUUGACUUUAUUGUACUUUUUGGCCUGGGACAUGGGUUUUAAAUGGACAUUAUCUGUACCAGCUUCAUUAAAAUAAACAAAAUAUUUGUAAAAACUGUAUUAAUGUUCUUUUUCUUUUCAGAUUUGUAGAAAAACUAAAAUACCCCAGACGAAUUAUUCUUAACAGUAUAGUAGACACCUGUUAAUUCUGAAUCUAAAUAGUCAUUUUGCUUAGUACUCUGUGUGAUUGUCAUCAGAUUAACUCUACAGCAUCAGACUGUGAAAUUCCUUCUGAAUCUUCGUAAAAAUACUAAAUUGUGUCCAUUGUAGCUUCUGUGUUAAGUAUGUUAUUGUAUUCUGAUUUAAAAAAAAUUGGUAAUCUGUCUAUAAUAGUAAUUUUUCAGCUGACCCAAAAUAGGACCUUUUCCAGUUCUAGUAAAUGGGAGUUUACUGUAAAUAAUGAAUGAUGCUCCAAAGUCUUAUGUAAAUCCUUAAUCUAUAGUGAUAAUUUUAAUACUCUUUUUAACACAGAUUGUUUCCUGCUAAGUUAAGGUCUGUUAUACUUAGAGAUUGUAUAUCUUUCUUUGAUUUUUUUUUCCCUUUUAGUCAUUUGAAAGAGUGAUACUUGGUAUAAAAUUUUAAAAAAUUACUUGUUUCAGAUUAGAGGACUGUUUUCCUGUAAUCCAUUCAACUCUUUCCCCGCCCCACUCCCCAAAGAAUAUCUCAUGUCAUGUUGAGCUUGAUUGUAAGCUCACCUUCCAGAUCAGCUGAACAUUA